This is a messenger RNA of Alternaria rosae, 950 nucleotides long. RefSeq lists its product as uncharacterized. Lineage: Eukaryota; Fungi; Ascomycota; Dothideomycetes; Pleosporales; Pleosporaceae. The record is from RefSeq and is a predicted model, not a curated record. The transcript has a single exon. Bases 69 to 614 code for a protein of 181 amino acids.
CUUUAACUCCAUCAAAGAGUCGCACGUGUCGGCUCUGUCACCCUCAUGAAGGGCAGUGAAAAUACUUCAUGUCGUUCGCGAAACUCCAUCCGCGGGACUUGCUGGAUUAUAACGCGACUUAUCGGAUACUGAUCUGUCGCGAGUGCCAAUACGCGAUCCAGAAAAGCGCGAUCUCCAGCCACCUGUUACGCCACAAAAUCUAUCGUGAAGAAAGACAAGCUCUUCUUUCGUUUGCAAACGGGCUCGAUCUCUUCGAGCCGGAAGAAGUGCCUGUACCUGUCUCUGGAACACCAGCCGUGGAUGGCCUUCCUGUUAUCUCUGGAUACCGCUGCAUCAGCUCAUCCGACUAUGAGGGCCUAUGCGCAAGUCUCAAACGCAUGAAGCGCCAUCAAAGCGACUUCCAUAGCGUUAACGACCUUUCCAAUGUCCAUGCGUUUGCGCGGCCAGCACAACUCCAGACGUUUUUCCGAGGCACCAAGCUCCAGUACUUCGAAGUAAUACCAAUUUGGCCAGCUUUCCGUACCACGCGUGAAUCUUCACAGCGCACAUUGAAUACAACGCGGUCGAUUGAAGACCGCUCUAGUAUACAACAGAAUGCGUUGCUCCAGUUUUGAAUGAAGGGAGUCAUCAAUGGGCCGAAUAUGUCGCCGUCGUUCAGAACAUCAUCAGAGGAGACGCGCGGGGAUAUCCUAAUGUGCAGCACUCUAAUUGCAGUAACGGGAAGUAAGAAGUAGUUGUUAGCAGACUUGCGUAAAGACUACAGCUAGAUAAUACAGAUAACAGCGUCUAAUGUAGCUAGCUUGUUACUUAGAACUAAGAUUGUCUUAGGAUUGUUAAUAGUAACAAGCAGAUAUAGCGUGUUGCUAGAGAUAGUUUCUUUGUAGAUAUACAGACAUUGUAACAAUACAGUUAGAGCGUUAGGAUACUUAGAAUCUAUUUCUAGCUCUAGA